Sordaria macrospora k-hell is the source of this 1503-nucleotide messenger RNA. RefSeq lists its product as uncharacterized. Gene Ontology annotation, cellular component: membrane. Gene Ontology annotation, biological process: transmembrane transport. Gene Ontology annotation, molecular function: transmembrane transporter activity. The record is from RefSeq and is a predicted model, not a curated record. NCBI's taxonomy places the organism in Eukaryota, Fungi, Ascomycota, Sordariomycetes, Sordariales, Sordariaceae.
AUGUCGAAAACCCCAGUGUCCGACGCCGUCACCAAGGACGAUAUCCAGGGUCCAUCCAGUUCGAUCAAAGGUUCCAGCCAUGAGUACAACUCAGAUUCACAAUCAACUGAGCCCGUGCAAGGAAAGCCAAAGAGGAGUUGGCGGUCUUACCUCUGGGAUACAUUGGACAAGUCUCCCGAAGAAAGGCGCUUCCUGUUCAAGCUCGAUGCGGUGAUUCUGACUCUGGCGUCUCUGGGAUACUUCAUCAAGUAUCUUGACCAAGUCAACAUCACCAAUGCCUUCGUGUCCGGAAUGAAGGAGGAUCUGAAGCUGUUUGGCAGUGAGUUGAACUACAUGCAGACAUGCUGGACGGUGGGAUAUGUCAUUGGCGAGAUUCCAAGCAAUCUCUUGCUGACUCGCAUCCGGCCGUCCAUCUGGAUCCCGGCUUGCGAGGUUGUAUGGGCAAUUUUGACCAUCUUGCUCGCUAAAUGCAAGACCACGACCCAGAUCUACGUCUUGCGUUUCUUCAUCGGCCUGACUGAGAGUGUCUUCUACCCGGGCAUGCAGUACAUCAUCGGCUCAUGGUACCGCAAAGACGAGCUGGCAAAGCGAUCCUGCAUCUUCCACGCCAGCGGCGCCAUAGGUACCAUGUUCUCCGGGUAUCUCAUGGCCGCAGUCCACAAGAACCUAGCCGGCGUCGGAGGAUUCAAAGGCUGGCAGUGGCUCUUCAUCAUCGACACGGUCAUUUCGCUGCCCAUCGCCAUCUCAGGCUUCUUCCUCAUGCCAGACCUGCCCGAGAUUACCAAAGCGUGGUACUUCUCCGCGGACGAGAUCGCCCUAGCAAAGGAACGCAUGCGUCUCGAAGGUCGUGCUACCAGAUCUCCAUACACCAAAGCCAAGUUCAAGAAGAUCUUCUCCAGUUGGCACAUCUAUCUCCUCACUGCACUCUACAUCUUCUUCAACAAUGGUAAUGGAGCCUCCGGCCAACCUGCGUUCCAGCUGUGGCUCAAGUCUAAGGGACACUCCAUUACCGAGAUCAACACAUAUCCGACCAUCACAGCCGCCAUCACCGUAAUCACAACGCUCAUUUACGCAUGGACGUCUGAUACCGUGUUUCGCGGCGCUAGAUGGCCGCCCAUUAUCUUUUCAGGUCUGGUGAACAUCGUGAUAUACUCCAGUCUAGCAGCGUGGGAUAUCCCGGACGGUUGGAAAUGGGCCUGCUUUUUGCUGGCAGGCUUUGGCGGUGGUAUCAGCGGGCUGACGUUUGCUUGGGCGCAUGAAAUUUGCGGCGACGAUAACGAGGAAAGAGCGCUGGUGACGGGUACCAUGAAUGAGAUGGCCUAUGUCAUUCAGGCGUGGUUGCCCUUGUUGAUUUGGCAGCAGGUGGAGGCGCCGGUGUACCACAAGGGAUAUAUGACGUCGAUUUUCAUCGCGGUUGCCAUGAUAGCCACUGCGUUCUUGAUUAGGUUUUUACAUCACAAGGAAAGAGCGAAGAAGCUGAUCGCGGAAGAGCAAAACGCUUGA